Messenger RNA from Pseudovirgaria hyperparasitica, 2561 nucleotides. RefSeq lists its product as uncharacterized. NCBI's taxonomy places the organism in Eukaryota, Fungi, Ascomycota, Dothideomycetes, Acrospermales, Acrospermaceae. The coding region runs from base 153 to 2483 and encodes 776 amino acids. The transcript has 5 exons. The record is from RefSeq and is a predicted model, not a curated record.
CGAGCAGCGACAAGGCUAUCAACUGAGGGACCAGUCUCGUAGCCUUGCUAGAGAACGCCGCUGAUAGCAAGGCGAUAAAGAGCAUACUAGUGGAUUCGAAGUUUCUCUAUCUUGCAUCUGCAUGCGCCGCGGCCGAUCACACAGAGGCAACCAUGGCGUCAAUGAUGCCUGACAUAGUGGUGAGUGUAGACUUCGGCAUGACCUGCACGGGUGUCGCCUAUCAGAACCUCUCCGUAGCCUCUGAGACAGUCCAAUGGAUUAAUAAAUGGCCGGGCCGUUCGCAAGCCGCCGAAAACAAGGUGCCGACUGCGCUCGUCUACCCACGCGAAUUCUCUGGCGUACCCACAUCAUGGGGCUUCCAAUCCGAAGAAGCGAGCGAGCAGCUCGAUCACUCCAAAGUGUACCGCGAAUGGUUCAAGGUCCUACUGGAUCCGGCGCGACUGAUCGAACAGCAAGCGAAGAAUCCGCUCACCACGGCGAAAAGCGUCGAUGAGAUCAAGAAGUGGUACACCGACUACCUGUGCAAGCUGUACGGGACUAUUGAGCGAAAACUUUCCGGACAGCUGAGUAGGCGGUGGGAGGAUGCAUGCGUGGAAUACAUCUUCAGCGUGCCGACGACGUGGAGUCCUCCGAUUGUCGAGAAUUUUCGGGAAGUCAUCGAAGCGGCUGGGUUCGGACAAUGCGAGGACCAUAGCGUGAUAAUCGAUCUGACUGAAGCCGAAGCAGCAGCAGUGUUCUCCUCGCGAGAGACGCCAGGACUCUUCAAGACUGGGGAUAUUCUACUUGUUUGCGACGCUGGUGGGGGAACCACGGAUCUAUCGGUAUUGCGCGUCAUGAACACAGAUGGAGGGUCGCUCAGACUUGACCAGCUAGACAUGGUGCACGGAGAAGCCAUUGGGUCAACAGCGAUCGACCGCUCAUUUCAAGUGUUGGUAGAGAAACGACUUACCGAAGCCAACAAGCAGUAUGCACUGGAUAUCGACAUCCAAACGGCAGCGUGGGAGAUGAUGAAGAGCAAAGAAUUCCAGAACGUGAAAUGCGAAAUGGGCUCCCCGGACGAGCCGCCGAGCUUCAAACUGCCGAUCCGGGGGCUCCGGCCGGACUACAAAGACCUGAUAUCCGGAAUCGAAGCCGGAUUCAUGACCUUCACGCUAGACGAUCUCCAAAAGCUCUUCGACCGGCAAAUCGACAAAGUCUGCCACUUGAUCAAUCGACAGCUCCAGACGAUCCAGAAGAAGUAUCCGCUCGAGCGCAUCGCACACUUGGUUCUCUCCGGAGGCCUCGGGAAUAGCGGAUACGUCCACCAACGGCUUUCCCAACGGUACAUGACACCGGACUGUCCGUGGCCGUGCGCCAAGGACAUGCAGAUCCGAACCAGCCCGGACCCCCAGCUUGCCGUUUGCAAGGGAAUGAUUGUGAAUCGCGUGCAGAAGCUGCGCAGCAACAAGUCGCCGAUUGGCAUCCGCUGUUGCCGUGCAUCGUACGGCUCGCUGUGCAAGGAGCUGUAUAACCCGAACUACGCAGCUCAUGCGAACAUACCCUCAGAGAUAGACCCCCUGAAUGGCAAGGAGUACGUCGUGAACGUAGUGGAAUGGUACAUUAAGAAGGGCGAACCGAUCGACGCAGACGCGCCGAUGAUGAAGCAGUACAAGCGGCGCGUCCCAGCAGGAGACUCCAAACUCGAGAUUGCCUCGUCCCUGGUGACAUCCGACCUCGACGCACACAAGCUCCCAUACAGACUCUCCCCAGACGUCCACCACAUCUGCGACCUCUACGCCACCAUCCCCGCGUCCGAAGGCAUCCUCCACCGAAGCAGCCGCUUCAAGCCAUGGAAGAAGUCCCGCUCAUACAUGCGCAUCGACUUUGAAAUCAAGAUCAUCAUCGGGCCUGCCGACCUGCGCUUCGAACUGUGGCGUCAAGGCAGGAAAAUGUCUGGCGAGCGCUCCAUCAAAGUCGACUUUGCCCCGCUUGAAGACCCCACGCCCGUCUUCUCCCCUCACACCACUCAGCACGUCUCCCCUCUAACCGCACAUCCCCCGAGCAAACACAACAGCAACAACAAUCACCAGAACAAAAACAACCACAACAACAACCACAACAGCAACAAUCACCACCACAAAACCAACAGCCACAACAACAACCGCACCUCCCGCCAAUCCACCAUCCCCCCCGAAGCAGACGGCCUCAUCCCCGUUACCAACACCGACGAGCGCCGCAGGAGCCUCCUAUACAACCCCAACCCCAACAACAGCCACCACAACCCCAAGCGCACCAGCACCAACACCAUCACCAACAUCAACACCACACCCACCCACACCCCAUCCAGCGAACCCCACGCCCAACCCCCAAAGCCGCCCAGAGCCGUCUUCGGCGACAAGGAGAUGCAAGGCGACAACGCACGCGGCUCGACGGCGAGUAUACCGAGUAUCAUCGUCAGUCCGGUCGAUGGGACGCUGAUCGCGACGGGGGAUGUGUAUCGGUGAAUUUUGUUGUGGCUUGGGAGUGGGAGGCCCGUGGUGCGUGGGUGUUGGGAUGGGAUGGCAUGGCGCCGCGUGAUUUGA